Messenger RNA from Folsomia candida, 4251 nucleotides. RefSeq names its product collagen alpha-2(IX) chain. The transcript has 52 exons. Lineage: Eukaryota; Metazoa; Arthropoda; Collembola; Entomobryomorpha; Isotomidae. The coding region runs from base 552 to 3680 and encodes 1042 amino acids. The record is from RefSeq and is a predicted model, not a curated record.
AAACAUGCUUCUCUUUCUCUUUCUUCACGUUUACUUCUUGAAUCUUGAAAUUCUGUUUCAGUCUCGCAAGAGAUGAUUCCCCGAACAGACGGAAUCCAACCACUACCAUUUCUGACAAAGCUUGUCUCAUCUCAAGUCUCUGGUGCAUAUUAGUUUUACAGAGGAAAAAGAUGAGACACGGAUCGUGUACAUUUUAAACCAUUUAUACGUGUUCCCGUCUUACAAAAUUCCUAAAUUUGGUCCAUUUGUUCUCGUUUGAAAGGAUUGAUUCAAGUUUCAACGUCAUAAUGCCUUUCAGUUACAAAAAUAGUGCUACCACAACAUUUUUAGACUGACCAGUAGUGACUCGGUUUCAGUGCAAUAAAUACAUCGGGAUUACUACAGAGUUGUGAAAAAGAAAGGAAAAAGUGUUAAACAUGAUAGAAUUGCCAGUUUAUUUAUCGUCGCGAGUAAACUAUUUGUGUUACCUUGAUCUUCAUUGAUAAAACCAUUCUAAAAAUGCUACAAUGAAGUAGAUUGACUUUUUAUUGCGUUCGAGUUAAAGUUAUUAAAUGAGACUUUUAAGCAAGGCUGAUAUUCCAGCGAUGGAGAUUUAUAUUACGAGGUUGAGGUGGAGAAGUACACAGAGAAUUACCUGGUCAAUACUAUUAGUAUUUUUCUUUACUAGCAACUUCCUAUGUAGACAAGUCAACGCUCAAACAACUGAAGAUAACGUAUAUGGAUAUGAAGACUCAGAUUUAGAUGAAUUUGAUAGUGUACGUCUAGUUUACAACGAGAAUGAAGAUUACAAUGGAAUAGUGGAUGCAAAUGGACCAUGUGCAGACUACAAACCAGGAGAAGAUGAUUUGGAAGCUUUUGAUUUUAUUCGAAAAUUUAGACUGGACAUUUUGGAGGGCCAACUAACUGCGGUCACCAGAGUUCGAGGGUCGGACAGGUUGCAGACGGCAUAUCGUUUAGAGAGACAAGUAGAUUUGACAAUGGAUACAAGAGACAUAUUUCCUGGUGGAUUACCAGAACAGUUUAGCUUCAUUGUGACUUGGAGAACAAGGAAGCCACCAAAAUCACCUUGGCAUCUUGUGCACAUGACAAAUGCACAAAACCGAUCUCAAUUUGCCAUCACUCUCAAUCCAAAGAAUGAAAUGGUUGAAUUUUCUAUAUUGGACUACGAAGGAAAGUUGCAGACGCUAUCGUUCAAGAAUGUCGAGGUCUUUGAUAAAAAUUGGCACAAGUUGCAUUUUGGAGUAUUUCGUCAGCGCGUCCUACUCUACGCAGAUUGUGAAGAAGUCGGAAGUCAACUUUUAGAACUUCGUGGCAGAAUGGAUGUGAAUGGGAAAAUAUCCAUUGCUAAAAUGGCAGGAUCAAGUGCCACAGUUCCGAUUGAUCUUCAAUGGAUGGUGCUCAACUGCGAUCCAACACGACCGGAAAGAGAAACAUGCAAUGAACUUCCGCUAAAGGAAAAGAAAGAACCAGAGAAACCUGCUUGUGAAACAAUUUGUCCGCAAGGAGCACCGGGUUGGAAUGGCACUGAUGGACUGGAUGGCUUGCCUGGCCCAAGGGGAGAAAGAGGAUCACAAGGCGCUCCUGGUUACCCAGGUCCAAGAGGAGAGUUGGGCGAGAGAGGCUUACCUGGUAUACCCGGCUCACAAGGACCGCAAGGACCCCAAGGAUUACGAGGACUUCCUGGGCUGCAGGGAGCAACUGGAGGCGUGGGAGGGAGGGGAUCUGACGGCUUUCCAGGCACAAAGGGAGAAAGGGGGGACAUUGGCGACCGAGGAGAAAAAGGCGAAAGAGGUGUUCCAGGAGGCACGGGGUUGCCAGGACCAAUUGGUUUGCAAGGUCCACCGGGGGACAUAGCACGAUUAUUAGGACCCUCUGGGCCAAAGGGUGAUCGAGGAGAUACUGGACUACCCGGACUUCCAGGAAACGAUGGGCGUGAUGGUAGACAUGGCGCUACAGGGGAAGUUGGACCGAUUGGACCGCCCGGAGUGAAUGGAUUAGCGGGUCUAAGGGGUUUUAAGGGAGAAUCUGGUAACCCUGGAGUUAUCGGACCAAGAGGAGUGCCCGGAAAUCCCGGUCCACCCGGAGCCCCAGGACAAUUCGUUGGUGAUUCGAGGCCUGGACGGCCAAUAAUCGGGCCCCCGGGACCCCCUGGUAUAAGCGGUGACAAUGGAAUUCAAGGUCAAAAAGGGUCUCGAGGUGAAAAAGGAGACCAAGGAGUCAUUGGUGAACAAGGAAAUCCAGGAGUCAAAGGCGAAAAGGGGGCUGCUGGAAUUCCAGGAAUCGAUGGCGCAAGGGGUGAACCCGGAAGGGAGGGUUUGCAAGGUCUUUCAGGUCAAAAGGGUGAAACGGGUCAAUUUGGACAAACUGGAUUAAGAGGUGCCCCCGGCUUAAUUGGAUUACCAGGCGCAAUUGGUCCACCAGGAAUUCAGGGGCCUUCUGGACUUAAAGGCGAAAGGGGACGCGACGGCGAAAUUGGUCCCCCAGGAGUCGCUGCUGCGAGGGGAUCUGCCGGUGCUCCUGGGCCACCAGGCCCUGCUGGUCCCCCCGGAGAGGAUGGCUUACGUGGAGAGAAAGGUGAUUCUGGUGGCGUGGGACAGAGAGGGGAGCAUGGUCCCCCAGGUCCACCAGGCUUAGAGGGAAAAGUGGGACCGGAAGGAGAAAAGGGACCCCGAGGAGAGAAGGGAGAUACAGGUCCGCGUGGAGCUGAAGGACCGCAGGGGGCCAAUGGCAAAGCUGGCGUCCCUGGAUUCGUCGGUAAACAGGGUCAGAAAGGUGAUAGAGGCGACACUGGAUUUCCUGGAGCCGUUGGACCUCCUGGUCACCAGGGAAUGAUGGGCGCACAAGGACCAAGUGGCAUGAUGGGACCCCCUGGAAUCCCUGGUUUGGAUGGUAAGAAUGGCCUCCCUGGAGUUCAAGGACCGGUUGGACCUCCCGGCGACCCCGCGCCUGCGUCAGGCGGUAAUGGUGGUGGGAUGCCAGGAGAAAGGGGACCUGCCGGACCUGCUGGUGCUCCGGGCAUGCCGGGUGAAAGAGGAGCACAUGGUGAAAGAGGUCCAAUGGGAUCUACGGGUCAACCUGGAUUAAAUGGAGUACCCGGCUCAGUUGGCCCAACAGGAAGCCCAGGACAGAGAGGACCAAGCGGACAACCGGGAUUACAAGGCGCUCCAGGAAGAAGUUUCUCUGAAGCUGAAUUAAGGGAUAUUUGUGCAUCAGUUUUGAGAGAUCGCAUGGAAGAACUAGUCGGUGGGUUAAGAGGUCCUCCUGGCGUCCCGGGAAUUGGCAAGCAGGGAAGAAUAGGCCGUCCGGGAAAACAAGGAAUUCAAGGUGAUCCUGGACGCCAAGGAUUACAAGGAGAACGCGGAUUCAUGGGACUUCCUGGGGUUCCUGGAGUUCGGGGACCUGAGGGACAAAAGGGAGAAAGAGGAGAUCAAGGAGAGCGAGGCCCAGAAGGUGUCGGAAUUGAAGGUCCACCCGGUGUUGGUCUUCCUGGCCCACGAGGUGAACCAGGAGCUCACGGAGCGCAAGGUCGUACUGGAGAAAGGGGUGACCAAGGCAUGAGAGGAAUCCCCGGCAGCAGAGGGAGUCCCGGGCCAAAUGGUCCUCCUGGCUUUUGCGAAUUUUGCAAUUUCCAACCUUCUGGUCAUUUGGGAGGAGGGACUAAAAAAGGUCCAUCACGCUGAACACGAUUAACAAUAGGUUACGUAAUUGUUUAUAUAUUUAUAAGAAACAGAUCCUUUUUUCAAUUAUCUACGUCACUGUGCGAAGCUUUAUCAUUAAUUUAUUCCUCUUAUCUAACAACAAUCACUGCCUUAGAAAAAAUGUAACAUUUCACUGCCUUUUAAUUUAAAAAUUAUGACUAAAUAUGUUUAUAUUACGCCAUAUUUUUUAUAUGCCACUUAUGAAUCAUUACGUUGAAUUAUGUUCAUAAUUUAUUUCAUACGCUGUAUACAAUUUUAUUACUUGACUUAACCUAAAGUAUAAAUGGUUGUUGACUUUUAUAAUUUAUAGUUGCAGAGAAAAUAAUUAUUGCGAGUCAAAUUUUGUAUGAAAUAAAAAUAUAUAUUUAUUGUUGAGUUAAAAACUGUAUUGGGUUUGUAUUAUAGCCUUCGAACACUUCACUAUGCGAAUAAUCUGGAAAUCAUACAUGUAGCUUCCCUGUGGAUGUGCGUUAUACCCAAUUCGAAUAUAUAUGUAUGUAUUUAUUGUUCAGUAAUAAAUUCUGCUUACAUUCAGGUUGAAAUAAAAGAUCAA